AUGAUGACGGGGAUAGUACCAGAUGAGAAUCUAAAGAAGCAGAUGGGUUGUAUGGCUGGAUUUCUUCAGCUCUUUGAUCGCCACCAGAUUUUGACCGGAAAAAGACUCUACGGCACCAAGCGUCUACCUCCGGCGACGGUGCUUGCUACUAUGCCGGAGUCGCAGAAAUCCGUUGGAUCUCCGGCGAUUUCAACAGAAUUGGAGAAGACUAAGCAAACAAGACCCAUGGCCUCGCCAAGUCCAGACCGAUCAAAACCGUCUCCGGAGCCGGAGUUUCGAUCUACCUCGCCGGCGGUUUCUCUUAAAGUGGAAACACCGCCGAGAUCGCCGCUUCCUCUUCCUAUAUUCGAAUUAAAGGAAGGAACGAGGUCUUCAUGGAAGUUCGGCAAAGAGGCUCCCAGGCUCUCGCUGGACAGCAGAGCGACAGUUGAUGCAAAGGGGAGUCUACACCCGAAGGUGAUCCGCACGAAUGCAUCGAUUCUAUCUGCAAAUCGAUGCCAAAACUCUGAAGAUGGAGGAGCCGGUGAUUGCGACGACAAGCAACGCCGAUCGCCUAGCGUCAUUGCAAGGCUAAUGGGACUUGAACCAUUGCCAAAUUCAACUCCCGAACCGGUGCAGAAAGCCGAACUGCGAAGAUCUGCUUCCGAGUCGAGAGCUUCAAGAGAUCUGCGUCAUUAUCGAUUUAUUGAUGGUAACAAUUUCAUGUUAAAGCAACCGAACCAUUCCACCUCUAUGGGAACGAAGAUAUCAGGCAAUGUGAUAAGAGACAAUGCUGCAAUGGAAAACCACACCACCGCAUUGAAUGUGAGACCAGCAAGUCCAAUGAACUAUUCUUCAAGAAACGCCAAGUGUGAGUUUCCAAAGACUUCAAACAGAGGAGUACUUGGACCGCCAUGGAAAUCACCACAGCACCGGAAAAGCUUCUUUGAUUCAGGGGACUUUUUUCCAGAGCCGAAGCAGACUGUUUCAUUCUAUGGAGAGAUCGAGAGAAGAUUGAGAUGGAGAGGAAUCGACGAGCCUUCCAAGGAUCUAGAGACCUUGAAGCAAAUCCUCGAGGCUCUGCAACUCAAAGGUCUUCUUCAUUCCAGAAAGCCUUCAGAACAGAUCAGCCAAAGAAACUUCGUUCGCGACGAAUCCCCAAUCGUUGUUAUGAAACCUUCGAGGUCGCCUGCUUCAGUGAUUAAUCGAAGAGUCGGCAACGAUUCCCCUCCUUCAAGUUUCAGGAGCAAAGCCGAACUUCGCCGGAAUCUCAAUCUUGCCGAAGAAACUUUGCCAAUGGUAAAUCCACGUCGUGAGGGGCAGGUUGUUGACCGGAAUGUGCGGAGCCCAACGAGAGCCAGAAGUUCGAGCUCGCCUAUGCGGAAUGAGAGUAAUUCGAAACAUUCGAACUCAUUGGUUAAACCCAAACCGUCAAGCGUUGAGACGAAGAGCAAAGUCAAUGAGCCAACAGAACAGCGAAGGGUCUCUCCUGUUCGUUCCCCGAAGCCUGGCUCUAGAGGAGCUGGAGCAGCAGAUCAAAACACCACAAGCCGAUCACCAAGAAGUAAAAUGCCAACGGCUGAGAUUUAUCACAAAGAGAAGAUCACCACCUUUGUUACAGAGGAUGAAUCAUCUUCAAUAUCUGAAAGUACUGUUAGCACCUCUUCUCAUACUGAUACAGAGAGAUCAAAGAGGGAGGAAUGGAAAGAAGGGAGGAGUCUGCUGGAGAGAUGCGAUAAGCUGCUUCACAGCAUAGCAGAGAUCACUGCAACCGAUUUGCAACCGAGUCCGGUCUCGGUGCUGGACUCCUCGUUUUACAAGGACGAGUUGUCCUCUCCUUCCCCUGUCAUGAAACGCAGCAUUGAUUUCAAAGUUACUGGUCAAAAAAGAAGAGGGAUUUUAGUUCGAGGGGAAUGGAAACAAGCUAACAAAUUUACUGAGGGGUACAAACAGUCACGCGGGACUGAGAGUCCCCACAGAUGCAAUCGUCGGAUUUGUGAUUGCGACGGUGUCAUUUAA
Molecule: messenger RNA, 1998 nt
Organism: Ilex paraguariensis (yerba mate)
Lineage: Eukaryota; Viridiplantae; Streptophyta; Magnoliopsida; Aquifoliales; Aquifoliaceae
Source: the annotation of a GenBank genome assembly